AUGUCCGCGCAGAGCCUGCUCCACAGUGUCUUCUCCUGCUCCUCGCCGGCCUCGGGCAGCGCGGCUUCUGCCAAGGGCUUCUCCAAGAGGAAGCUGCGCCAGACCCGCAGCCUGGACCCGGCGCUGAUCGGCGGCUACGGGGGCGAGGUGGGCGCAGAGGGCGGCUCACGAGGGACCAGCGGGGGCCGCCUCUGCUCCCCGCUGUCCCUGGCCGAGGGUCUGAGCCCUCGCUCGGCGUUCUCUCCCCGGGGCCCACCUCCUCGGGCCAACCGCCUCCCGCCCCCCAGACCCCUCUGCUCGUCCUUCUCCACACCCAGCACUCCGCAGGAGAAGUCGCCGUCUGGCAGCUUCCACUUUGACUAUGAGGUCCCCCUGGGUCGCGGCGGACUCAAGAAGAGCAUGGUGUGGGACCUGCCUUCGGUCCUAGCCGGGCCGGGCAGUGGUCGCAGCGCCAUCCUCUGCCCUUCCGGGGGAGGCCCCAACGGCAUCUUCGCUUCUCCCAGGAGGUGGCUCCAGCAGAGAAAGCUCCAGUCCCCACCCGACAGCCACGGCCAACCCUAUGUCGUGUGGAAGUCCGAGGGUGAUUUCACCUGGAACAGUAUGUCGGGCCGCAGCGUGCGGUUGAGGUCAGUGCCCAUCCAAAGCCUCUCAGAGUUGGAGCGAGCCCGCCUACAGGAAGUGGCUUUUUAUCAGCUGCAGCAGGACUGUGACCUGAGUUGUCAGAUCACCAUUCCCAAAGAUGGACAAAAGAGAAAGAAAUCUUUGAGAAAGAAACUGGAUUCACUCGGGAAGGAGAAAAACAAAGACAGAGAGUUCAUCCCGCAGGCUUUUGGAAUGCCCUUAUCCCAAGUUAUUGCAAAUGACCGGGCCUAUAAACUCAAGCAGGACUCGCAGAGGGAUGAGCACAAGGAUGCCUCCGAUUUUGUGGCUUCCCUCCUCCCAUUUGGAAAUAAAAGACAAAACAAAGAACUCUCAAGCAGUAACUCAUCUCUCAGCUCCACCUCGGAAACACCAAAUGAGUCAACGUCUCCCAAUACCCCGGAGCCAGCUCCUCGGGCCAGGAGGAGGGGUGCAAUGUCAGUGGAUUCUAUCACCGAUCUUGAUGACAAUCAGUCUCGACUGCUGGAAGCAUUACAGCUCUCCUUGCCUGCUGAGGCUCAAAAUAAAAAAGAAAAAGCCAGAGAUAAGAAACUCAGCCUGAAUCCUAUUUACAGGCAGGUCCCCAGGCUGGUGGACAGCUGCUGUCAACAUCUUGAAAAACAUGGCCUCCAGACAGUGGGGAUAUUCCGAGUUGGAAGCUCAAAAAAGAGAGUGAGACAACUACGUGAGGAGUUUGACCGUGGGGUUGAUGUCUCCCUGGAGGAGGAACACAGCGUCCAUGAUGUGGCUGCCUUGCUGAAGGAGUUCCUGAGGGACAUGCCGGACCCCCUGCUCACCAGGGAGCUGUACACAGCUUUCAUCAACACCCUCUUGCUGGAGCCAGAGGAACAGCUGGGCACCUUGCAACUCCUCAUCUACCUGCUACCUCCCUGCAACUGCGACACGCUCCACCGCCUGCUGCAGUUCCUGUCCAUCGUGGCCAGGCACGCUGAGGACAACGUCAGCAAGGACGGCCAAGAGGUCACUGGGAACAAAAUGACAUCUCUAAACUUGGCCACCAUAUUUGGACCCAACCUGCUGCACAAGCAGAAGUCAUCAGACAAAGAGUUCUCAGUCCAGAGUUCGGCCCGCGCUGAAGAGAGCACAGCCAUCAUUGCUGUGGUGCAGAAAAUGAUUGAAAAUUAUGAAGCCCUGUUCAUGGUUCCCCCGGAUCUGCAGAAUGAAGUGCUGAUCAGCCUGUUAGAGACCGAUCCGGAUGUGGUGGACUAUCUACUCAGAAGGAAGGCCUCCCAGUCUUCAAGCCCUGACAUGCUGAGGUCGGAAGUCUCCUUUUCCAUGGGAGGAAGGCACUCGUCCACAGACUCCAACAAGGCCUCAAGCGGAGACCUCUCCCCUUAUGACAACAACUCCCCUGUGCUGUCUGAGCGCUCCCUGCUGGCUAUGCAAGAGGACGCGGUGCCGGGGGGCUCAGAGAAGCUUUACAAAGGGCCGGAGCCGUGUGUGCGCCGGGUGGGCCUCUUGCCCUCCUCGAAGUCGAGGGAGAGUUCUCCUGGACCAAAGCUUGGCAAAGAUAUGGCAGAGGAGGCUUUCAAUAUCUGGGGAACUUGGCAUUCAACAUUAAAAAGUGGAUCCAAAGACCCAGGAAUGACAGGUUCCUACGGCGACAUUUUUGAAAGCAGCUCCCUCCGCCCGGGGCCCUGCUCCCUGUCUCAAGGGAACCUGUCCCCCAACUGGCCCCGGUGGCAGGGGAGCCCCACAGAACUGGACAGCAGUGCGCAGGCUAUUCAGAGGACUCAGACCACAAACCCGGCGGCCGAGGCGAGGGCGCACGCCCCGGUGGCCCGCGUCUGCAGCACGCCCCACAUCCAGGGCGGCGGGCAGCCCACCCCGAGGCCAAGGCCGGAGCCGAGCUGGACUCUGAGCAGCGCCGAGGACCUUGCCGAGAGCGAGCCAGAGGGGGCCUGGCCACAGAGGAGAGCCAAGCCUCUGCCCCAGAGACCUGCAGAGGGUACCAGGCACGACAAGCGGCCUCCUCCUCCUUAUCCUGGUCCAGGAAAGUCAACCGUAGCAUCCCCGGCCCACCAAGCCGCCGAGCCACCGCUGUGGAGGCCACGGAGGCCGGAAGAAGGCUCCGGAACAGCUUCGCAGGAGGGAAGUCAAACAGUCGAGCCGCAGCGAGGGCACCAGGCCGCCCAGCAGAAAGCGAGCAGCGCCUAUCCCAGUCCCGCUGGUGAUCAGAACAGUAAGACCUUGGGGGAACCCAACUGGCUCGACUGGCAGAGGGAGCGAUGGCAGAUCUGGGAGCUCCUGUCCACCGACAACCCCGAUGCCCUCCCGGAAACGCUGGUCUGA
Molecule: messenger RNA, 2952 nt
Organism: Rangifer tarandus platyrhynchus (Svalbard reindeer)
Lineage: Eukaryota; Metazoa; Chordata; Mammalia; Artiodactyla; Cervidae
Source: the annotation of a GenBank genome assembly